AUGUUCCGAGCAGCUGCCGCCCGAGCGCUUCGCGUUGCCGCACGUCCGCAAUUCACACAACAAAUCAACCUCGUUAGACCCCAGAUUGCUGCAUCAUUACUCAGAAACUCUCAGACAACACCAUCAUUGCUCAUCCCGAGCAUAAGAUUUUAUUCUGCUCCGGCUGGCCUGUCGAGGGAAGAGGUGCAAGGACGAAUUAUGGAUCUGCUGAAGAACUUUGACAAGGUCGAGGAUCCAACGAAGAUUUCUGGCCAGGCACAUUUUGCGAAUGACCUCGGAUUAGACUCCCUUGAUACCGUCGAAGUGGUAAUGGCUAUUGAAGAAGAGUUCAGCAUUGAAAUUCCAGACAAGGAGGCAGACGCCAUCCACAGUGGUACGUGA
Molecule: messenger RNA, 381 nt
Organism: Lithohypha guttulata
Lineage: Eukaryota; Fungi; Ascomycota; Eurotiomycetes; Chaetothyriales; Trichomeriaceae
Gene: ACP2
Product: mitochondrial acyl carrier protein
Exons: 3
Coding region: 1-381 (126 amino acids)
Biological process (GO): fatty acid biosynthetic process
Cellular component (GO): mitochondrion
Molecular function (GO): acyl binding; acyl carrier activity
Source: RefSeq, a predicted model, not a curated record